CUUUAACCUCUCUACAAUAAUUUGGCUUCCUUAAACAAUUUCGGCUUUCUGAAAUAACAUCAAUGACAUUUUAAAAGGUCGGCUUUGAACUGCAACUCUUGAAAAGAUUUCGGCAAAGUUUUAGUUCAGACAAACGAGGGAAGGCGAGAAAGCAUAUCUGACUCUUUGAAUAAACCAAAAAAAAACUUAUAAAAAUAUCAUGAAGAUUAUAACGGAAACAUUAUAUCAGAUGUUGGAAUUGGAUUACAUACUUUCUAUAAAGACUCCAAUUUGAUAUUCAAGUUACCUCAGUAAAACAUUUCUCCUUCUUUAACCGGAAGACCAAAGCUCUCACACACACACCUUCAGACACAAAGGCCACGCACACACAACCAAACAGAACAAGAAAGCAGAAGGGACACUGCAACAAACUGCAAUGCGGUACCAGAAAACUCGUAAAAAAUAUUCCAAUUACAACAACAACAACAAUCGAAGCAGCAGCAAAAACAACUACAGCACCAACAAAAUUACUAAUUAUAGCACAUCAUUAGCAAUAAAUUUCAACAAAUAUCGACUAAAGAGUUUAAGUAAACAAACAAAAACAACAGCAACAACAACUACAGCCACAAAUCAUUUUUAUCAUCGCACAGCAACAACAACUAGAAAAAGACGAACAGCAACAACAAAUUAAGUACAAAACUAAAGCAUACUUAGUAGUAAUUAAUUUCCAUUAGCGGCUAGACUAGAAUCAAAUCAAAAAAGAAAACAGGAUUACCCCAAAUAACUAUUUCGUCGUAUAGCACGGAACAGCAUCCAUCGCCAAGAUCCUCCAAAGAGGUUAAAAAAUUAAUCUUCGGUUACAUUUUUUUUUAAUUUCAACAACAAGGACAACUGAAAGAAGCUCCUGAACACAAAUAAAACGGACCGACAACAGAGCGUUUCUUUUUCAAAAGGGUCAUGUUUGAAAAACCGCCCAUUUGGGUUAUAGUUGUGGGCCUAUAUGUCUGCAUUUUGAUAUGGUUGAUCUCAGUCCAGGAACCGGUUAUGUAUGAUGCCUCAUCCGCCAUUAUAAGCAGUGGAAGCAUCAACAGCAACAACAACAGAUAUAAUUUACAACAACUCAAUGAUGUUCCUCCAUCGUUACAGCAACGUGUUGGCCGGGGUGAUCGUGAUGUCAAGGAGAUAGGUCCCCCCUUUUCGGGCAGACAUUUGUCAUUUAGUGAUCUAAAUGCCUCCAGCACUAUCACAACUACCUUGAAUUGGAAUGUAAGCAACGGUAACAGCAGCAGCAGCAGCCAAACAACAUCAUCCAAUCGUACUGGGGAGGCCAUACAGAGUACCACCACGGUUACUGAUCUCCUAGCCAAUAUUCAUUCAUUAACUUCUAGUCUGGGAACGGGUGUUCUCGAAACGAUACAAAGACCCACACCAUCAUGGAUAAAAAUGACUGCUGUUUCUUCAGCACUGCCGGAAGAAGACUUCAAUCAUUUGAUAGAUUUAAACGACUUCCAUUAUCUUGUGCCUCAGCCGGUGUGUAGCUCAAAUGUGGAAGCCCUAAUACUGGUGCACUCGGCACCGCACAACCAACCGAAACGGCAAAUAAUACGCGAAACAUGGGCCAGCAUUGGUCGCCAUAUGGUCGAUGCACCCAUUCGGGUGCUAUUUCUAUUGGGUGCUGUCCAAGAGGAAUCUUUGCAGCAUGACGUCAUCAGGGAGAACACUGAAUAUGGCGACAUCAUUCAAGGUUCUUUUAUGGAUGAUUAUCGCAAUAUGACCUAUAAGCAUGUCAUGGCUUUUAAAUGGUUCCUCUACAAUUGCCCUGAUGCCCAGAUCUUGAUCAAGGUGGAUGAUGAUGUCUAUGUAAAUACACCGCAAUUAAUUAAAUAUCUCAAGGCUGAGCAGCAAAAUGAUAAUGCCACAACAGCCCCAAAACAUGCUGCGGAUAAGGGACUGGGAGCGUCGGCGACGGCCGAAGAGGAGGAACAACAAGAAGCAAAUAAACCCACCAUUAUAACUCUUAAUGAUACAACCAAAAAGACAAAAUCCACCAAAAAAUCUCUUUACGAGUCAUUGAAAAAUUUUGCAAAUUCAUUCAGUUCAUCAUUGUCAUCCGCAUCCGAAUCGAGAGAAAAUUUUACCGCCUCGACGAGGCUCUUUCACCGACCACAAAAUCUACUGUUUUGCCAGAAGAUCACCGGUUCAUUGGUUAAACGUUCCUAUCGUUCCAAGUGGCGUGUCAGCUUCAAAGAAUAUUCCGAACGUUAUUAUCCACCCUAUUGUCCCGGCUAUGCCAUUAUCUAUUCACCGGAUGUGGUGCUACGUCUGUAUAAUGCCGCUCAAAAUUUUAAAUACUUUUGGAUCGAUGAUGUCCACAUAACCGGUGUUCUGGCCCAGCAAACCAACACAACUAUAACCACCUCAUCACAUUAUGUUCUCUACAGUGACGAAUGUGAACGUCUAUUGACGGGCAAGACUGAUCUCCAAGAUACGGAAUUUUUGUUCGCCUGGCACAGUAUAUCGGCGCAGCAAAUUAAAGCCAUUUGGCAUCUGCAAAUGAUGUCGCUCACCUCGCCGGAUGAUUUGCUCUACACCAGAAGCACUAACCAUAACAGCAGCCACAGACGAAAGAAGUCAAGGAUACGCCAAGAAAUCUCCAAGAAUUCAAGAUUAGCCUACAAUAUCACUACCAACAAUUUGAUAACGACGGCGGAAGGCUUCAGAUAGUAGACCCUCUCUCUCUUUCUCUCCAAGCAUCAAAUGGUGGCCCACCUGCACCAGCGAACGAACGACAAGGAAGCAGAAGUAUAAAGAAACGCUUACAUUAGUUUAGGUUUAUUACUAUGAUUAUAAUUACAUAUUAUAAAUAUAUAUAUAAACAAAUAUUGGUUCUUAUUUUGUUUAAUUUUAAUUUGUUUUUUUUUUUUUUCCUGUGUCAUUGUAAACUGAAGAAACCCACAAAAUACUGGCUUUAUUUUAAAUAUUUUACCUAAAAUAAAUUAAAAAAAUAUAUAUAUUAUUUAUUUGAGAAGAAAUGAAAUUAAAAAUAGAAACAAAAAGAAAAAAAAAACUAAACGUAAUGACAUUUGCAUUGUAAUGUAUUUAAUAUAUAAUUUUAAUAAAUUUACUCAGAUGUGCCCCUGUGGUAUGGUAAAAUUUGUUAAAUGUAAA
Messenger RNA from Musca domestica (house fly), 3147 nucleotides. RefSeq lists its product as uncharacterized. Gene Ontology annotation, molecular function: hexosyltransferase activity. The transcript is spliced from 3 exons. Lineage: Eukaryota; Metazoa; Arthropoda; Insecta; Diptera; Muscidae. Gene Ontology annotation, cellular component: membrane. Bases 937 to 2703 code for a protein of 588 amino acids. The record is from RefSeq and is a predicted model, not a curated record.